Molecule: messenger RNA, 642 nt
Organism: Leishmania mexicana MHOM/GT/2001/U1103
Lineage: Eukaryota; Euglenozoa; Kinetoplastea; Trypanosomatida; Trypanosomatidae
Product: phosphatase-like protein
Exons: 1
Coding region: 1-642 (213 amino acids)
Molecular function (GO): protein-folding chaperone binding
Source: RefSeq, a predicted model, not a curated record
AUGCCGACGGUGCCCUUCGCUGGUCAAGUGCGGAUGGAGUGGUACCAGUCCGUGGAGCAGAUCCACUUCACCUUCUACGUCAAGGACCGCACAGUGGACGACGUCGUCGUGACGAAAACGGCCACAUCGCUUGAGGUGGUCAUCCGCCUCGAUGACAGCGGACGCGAGUACAGCUGCAGCUACGAUCCGCUGUUUGCGGAGCUGACGGGUGAUGCCGCGUCCAUCUCGGUGCGUCCCAUGAAGGUCGAGGUCUCCGUGGUGAAGGCCCAACCGUACCAGUGGCCGGCUCUGGAGCGCAAGCCCAGCGCGGAUGGCGCAGUGGUGGCCCCGACCUGUGGCGAGCCAGAGAUCCCGCUUCCUGCAACGGCCAAGGACCUCAAGUACCCGAACAGCAAGGGCAAGGACUGGAGCGCGCUGAAGCUGGAGGUGGAGGAGGACGCAAAGCCGGAAGGAGAGGCGGCCCUCAACAAGCUCUUCCAGCAAAUCUACGGCGACGGUUCCGAUGAGCAGCGCCGCGCGAUGAUCAAGUCCUUCACGGAAAGCGGUGGCACGGUGCUGUCCACUAACUGGGACGACGUGAAAAAGAAGAAGGUGGAGGUUCAGCCGCCAAAGGGCAUGGAAGCGAAGACUAUUUCGGAGUAG